Messenger RNA from Prorocentrum cordatum, 1557 nucleotides. The record is from the annotation of a GenBank genome assembly. NCBI's taxonomy places the organism in Eukaryota, Dinophyceae, Prorocentrales, Prorocentraceae.
AUGCCCAUGAACGGAGACAACUGGGAGAGCAUUGGCAAGUACUACGGCCGCAAGGACGGCCAGAACUACCUCGACGCGGGGGGCGCCACGUACGCCUGCCACUGCGACGUGACGUCCACCGGGUGGUGGAGCAGGCGCGCCGAGAGCGGCGGCCAGGAGGCUGGGUGCCUCUGGGCGACCAAGAGCGGCCUGGUCCAGCCGGGGGCGUCCCUGGUGGACUGGCUGCCGACGCGGUCCUCGGCCUCCUCGCUGGUGCGCCUUCGCCGCGCCGCGGCCCCCGAGCCGGGCAGCGCCGCGGCGGCGGCGGCGGCGGCCGGCGUGGGCAGCUUCGCCCUGGGCGGCAGCGGCGCGGGCGGGCCGGUCGGGCUCGGCGCUGGCAGCGGGGCCGCGUUCAAGGAGGUGCUGCGCUUGAAGGGCGGCGGCGACCGCCAGGCGCCCGCCGCGACGAGCGGCGGCGACGCCCGGCGCGUGGUGUCCCUCCGCGGCGUCUCUGCGCACCCGGCGGCGGCCACGGGCCGCGGCAAUGAGAGCGAGCAGGCGCUGGGCAUCGUGCAGCACAGCUCGCGCCUGCGCGGGCUCGACCGGUUGCCCACCAACUUCGACUGGCGUGAGGAGCUUGCCGGGAUGGUGCCGCCAGGGCAGGACCCCCUCGCCCAGCAGAGUGACCAGGGCCCUUGCGGAUCCUGCUACGCUUUCGCUGGCAUCAUGGUGCUGCAGAUGCGCUUCCGCGUGCAGCUGUACAAGCAGCACGGCAUCCUGUACCCUUUGGAGCUCUCCUACAAGAGCCCCACGCGCUGCUCCCCGUACACGGAGGGCUGCAACGGCGGCUUCUCGUACUUCAUUUUCCGUCUCGCCUCCGAAGUUGGCGUCCCGCUGGCGGACUGCGACCAGCAGGUGCCUGCGGGUGCGCUGCAGCAGACGUGCGAUUGGAAGUGCUACAAGGGCAACGAGGAGCUCUUCUACGCCAAGGACUACUGGCAUGUGGGCGGCUUCUCGCACGGCUCGAGCGAAGAGCGCAUCAUGCGCGAGAUCUACGAGAAUGGGCCCGUGGAGCUGGCAUUCUCCACCACUGCAGUGCCCGAGUUCGUGAAGCUCAGCGGCCAGAGCGCCAAGGACGACACCGAUGUGAUGACCGUCAUCCUCAACGACCACGCGCCGAAAGAGAGGUACUCCAGCAAUCCGUCCGUCCACCGUUGGUGGUUCGCCACGCAUGCCAUCUUGGCGGUCGGCUGGGGCGAGGAGACGGUGAAGUGGGGGAUGGUCAAGUAUUGGACCGUCCGGAACAGUUGGGGCAGGGACUGGGGCGAGGGUGGCUACGCCAAGCUGAGGCGUGGGAACAACGACGGUGGGGCAGAGAACGACGCCUCGAUGGUGGUUCCCGACCUCAGCCGGCUGCCCGCCGGCUUCCUGGAGAAAGCCAGGAAGUACCACGCCGACCAGGAGGCCAACAGGAGGUCGUGGAAGGCGAGCGCGGAGGCGGCACCCGUCGCGGGCCACAACCGCGGUGGCGUGCCGGACUACUGCAAGACGAGGCCAGACUCGAUCGACUGCAAGUGA